CGGAGCUGGGUGGGCAAGCUUAAGCUGUCCUGUCUGCGAGACACAAUUCCGACGACAUCACUGGGCAGCCCACCACCCUACCGCGCCGAUUAUAGAUCGCUGUUGCCUAUCCGGAACCGCUUGAGGGAGUCCUCCUGGCACGACUCCUUUGGAAGAACCCACUAUCACUCAUCAGGGUGCUUGUACUGGGUCCUCUACUCGCAUCCCCCCUCUACGAUCAUCUCGACCGCCAGCACAUACUCGAAAUAACCUCUUCACGUACCCUGCUGUCGACGACGGAAAGCGAAGGGCGCCGCAGAUCAUGGCGCAGUACUACGGUGGGCCGAACCAAUUCCAAGGGGCCGGCGACUCCAACCUCCAGUUCUACCCGUCAACAUAUUCACCCGGAGUGCCCGGCGCGCACGGCGCGGCUCAGCAAGGAGGUUAUGGCUAUGGUUCCCCUCCUGCCGGCCAGGCAAGUUUCGGUGGCUUUGGCGCUCCUCCUGGUGUCAGUGGGCGCAUGGGCGAGCAGGGUGGCCUCCGGACAGGCUGGUUAGCUGCCUUCUCCACGGAAGGCUACGAUGGCGAGCCACCGCUGCUUGAGGAGCUGGGAGUCAACUUUGACCACAUCCAAAGAAAGACAUUAGCCGUCCUCAACCCAUUCGCGCGGAUAGACCAACACAUCAUGGACGACUCCGACCUUGCAGGCCCUAUCCUCUUCUUCCUCAUGUUCGGCACUUUCCUGCUCUUCAGCGGCAAGGUGCAUUUCGGCUAUAUCUAUGGUCUGGGACUGGUUGGCUCGAUUGGAUUGCAUACAAUUCUGUCCUUGAUGUCUCCAGAUGGGUCAACUGCGGCCCAAGCGGCGCAUGCUGUACCGCCAUACUCGGCAGGUCCUGGCUACCCGGGGGACCCCAGCAGUGGCGGAAGCGAUGACCACAAGGAUCACAUGAACAGCACCUUGACUUUUGUGCGAAGCGCGAGUGUUCUGGGAUACUGCCUGUUGCCUCUGGUAAUGAUCAGCUUGGUUGGCAUCGUCGUGCCAAUGGACGGAAUCUUUGGCUACCUGCUCACCACGGCAGCGAUCAUCUGGUGCACGACCAGCGCCAGUGCUAUGUUCUGCGCUGUCGGAAGGAUGCGCGGCAUGAGGGGCCUCGUGGCGUAUCCUCUGAUGCUCUUCUAUGCGGGCUUCGGCAUCAUGGGUAUCUUCAGCUCUAGGGGAACCGGCACUCUGGCCAAGUCUUUGACUUGAAGACUGGGAGAGGCUAUUGUGUCUUGUGCGAGAUGGACAGGCAUUCCAGGUCCGCACAAACAUGCUGGGGGCUUUGCGAGAUUGCCGGCCCUCGUAGUGUAUAUGUAUAUAUAUAACGAAAACAACUGUGGCGUAUCCGCUCGGGUGGAUACAGGAGGGGACAUUGGGUGCCGAGCGGGAAUCAUAGAGGGCCUUCUACAUGACUGCAGGUGUUCAAAACGACAUAUGGGUUUGGCUAGACGAGCUGCAGGUUGCAUUGCGCGCCACGAAAUAACGAUCAGCAUAGCCUAGUUUGCGGCUCCUUGUGUUAUUUUAUCGGUAUUGCGAAAGGCGAGCGCCCAGGUCCUUGCAGUUGCGCCCAGAGAUCUUGACCUCCUCUACAGUCAAUCGUACCUCUCAUGCCAUGCUCGUGC
Molecule: messenger RNA, 1641 nt
Organism: Microdochium trichocladiopsis
Lineage: Eukaryota; Fungi; Ascomycota; Sordariomycetes; Xylariales; Microdochiaceae
Product: golgi membrane protein-like protein
Exons: 2
Coding region: 302-1228 (308 amino acids)
Biological process (GO): vesicle fusion with Golgi apparatus; endoplasmic reticulum to Golgi vesicle-mediated transport
Cellular component (GO): trans-Golgi network
Source: RefSeq, a predicted model, not a curated record